GAAGACCAAGGCUCCUGUGCAAACUGGCUCGUUAGAUCAUAGACUACCUUGGUGGAACUCCUUUUUAGGUCCUUGACUCAGGCAAAAGUUCGAACUUCAAAUGGCUAACCAGUGUUAAAAUUUCCGCCAAGUCACGGCAGCGGAAUGGCGGGGAACCGUAAAAAUCUGGUUCCAGUGCUACUCCUAUGGUUUCUCAUGAUGCUUGGAACCCUAGCUCUCAUUCUGAACCGAUUAAAUUCUGCUGCAGAUCCAUCCGACCAGAAAAUCAUCAAUCACGAGGCAAAAACUACUGAAGAUCUCGAGGGUGUUACGCACAGAGUAUAUUUUGACAUUGAAAUUGAUGGAAAACAUGCAGGUCGUGUCGUCAUGGGGCUCUUUGGAAAUGUCGUUCCAAAAACUGUAGAAAAUUUCCGAGCUCUAUGCACAGCGACUGUGUGGUUUUCUGCAAUUGCAGGAGAAAAAGGAAAGGGAAAGAGUGGGAAGCGUCUCCAUUACAAGGGGACUGCUUUUCAUCGGAUUAUACCUAGCUUCAUGAUCCAGGGAGGGGACUUCACUCAUGGGGAUGGGACUGGAGGCGAAUCAAUAUUUGGGAACAGCUUUGCAGAUGAGAACUUCAAACUAAAGCACACUGGUUCUGGAGUUCUGUCAAUGGCAAAUGCUGGGCCAGAUACCAAUGGGUCACAAUUUUUCAUCACCACAGUGACAACUAGCUGGUUGGAUGGGCGACACGUUGUGUUUGGCAAAGUCCUUUCGGGGAUGGACAUCGUCCACAAGAUUGAGGGAGAAGGAAGGCAAAUUGGAACACCCAAGAGCAAGGUGAUCAUUUCCGAUUGCGGUGAGCUAACAUUGUGACCAGGUAGGUACACUGCAAGCACCUUAUAGAGAAACUUAUAUACAUCUCAUGUAAAAUUUAAGUUCAUAUGUGCACAACAAAUGAGCAGUAGUCCACAUUGGCCAUUCUCUCUUGAGUAAGUGGGAACUGCAGAAGAAGUUAUGCCUCAUUUUUUCUUGCUUAUAUGGUGGAUUUAUUCAACAAAACAAUCCACUUCAAGAAACUGGGAACUGCAGUUAGUGUACAGCUUUUACGAGUAAUAGAAGAUAAUUUAGGUUCUGUCUUGGUUCCUACUUGGGGGAUGUUUGUAACUGUUGCAGGAGGUAUUUG
This is a messenger RNA of Cuscuta campestris, 1162 nucleotides long. The record is from the annotation of a GenBank genome assembly. Lineage: Eukaryota; Viridiplantae; Streptophyta; Magnoliopsida; Solanales; Convolvulaceae.